Molecule: messenger RNA, 3136 nt
Organism: Oryctolagus cuniculus (rabbit)
Lineage: Eukaryota; Metazoa; Chordata; Mammalia; Lagomorpha; Leporidae
Source: RefSeq, a predicted model, not a curated record
CCCAUGUGGGUGCAGGGCCCAAGGACUUGGGCCAUUCUCCACUGCCUUCCCGGGCCACAGCAGAGAGCUGGACUGGAAGAGAAGCAAGCAGGACAGAAUCCGGUGCCCCGACUGGGACUAGAACCAGGGGUGCUGGCGCCGCAGGUGGAGGAUUAGCCUAUUGAGCCACGGCGCUGGCCUAUCUUUAUUUUUCAAUAACAUUGUUUUACCUUAUUGAUGUGACAGUUUAGAGAUAGGAGAGAGAUCCUGUCAAGAGGGAAAUCUACAAAUUUUCAUCUCUUUUGCACAUUCUUUUCUAGUGGAUAUGAUGUUUGCAGUGGUUGGUAUGUAGCACUGGCAGAGGAAACUGGAGACUUGGUUUCUAAUCCCUACUCUAUCACUAACGAGCUGUGUGAAGCUUAGGUGAAAAUGACACAUGUAAGAAGAUAUGAAACAAGAAAAAAUUCUAAAACUCAAGUGCCUGAGCAAAAAUCUCGACUUGAUUGGCGACGGACUAAAAGAAGUAAUAUAUCACUGUUACUUGAUAGUGAUGAAGAUCUUGAUGGCGAUGAAGAGCUUGGUAGUGAUGAAGAGGUUGAUAGUGAUGAAAGUGUUGAUAGUGAUGAAGAGCUUGGUAGUAACAAGGGGCUUGAUAGUAACAAAGCAUUUGAAAGUAAGCCUCAAUUAGUUAAAAAUGAAAGAGAUGACAGUGAACAUCUCACUAACCCUGGCAACUGUUCAACAUGUGAAGAAGUGAACAGAACCGAACAUAGGAGUAUUGACUUAAUAGAUUGUGAAAAGCAUCCAAAUCAAGAAGGAGAUGAUCUCAACAAACACGCUGGACAAAUAAUAGAGGAUGAUUUGGAAGAAGAACAAAUCAAACGAGGGAAAAGAAAAAGGAUAUUUUCUGUGAUGUAUGACAGUGAUGACAGUGAAGAUAGUGAUAUCCUAGUUAGAAAAGUAGAUGUUAAACGCCCACCUAGAAUAGUUGAAGAUGAAUGUUCUUCAGGAGAAAUGGAGCAAGAAAACCCUGAAAAAAGAUCAGCUGCUCAAAAACGAGAACAAUUUCAGAAGUUGAAAGAACUCUCAAAACGAAGAGCUCGACAGAGAAGCAGUAGUGGUAGAGAUUUUGAGGACUCAGAAAAGGAAUCCUGCUCAAGCAGUGAUAAUGAUAAUGAUGAGGAAGACAAUUAUGAAUAUAAUGAAGAUGGAGAUGAUUACAUUCUUGAUGACUUCAUAGUGCAAGAUGAGGAGAGUGGGGAUGAGAAUGAAAACCAGCCAAGAAAAAAAUUGACUACAUCACCACUGAAAUUAGUCGAACGGAAUUCUCUUUAUUCUUUUAGUGACCCCUAUAGUCACUUUGAAAGAGUUGUGAAGGCUCUUCUGAUCAAUGCUUUAGAUGAAUCUUUUCUGAAAACAUUGUAUGAUGGCACCAGGCAAAAAUCAUAUGCAAGAGAUAUGUUGACCUCUCUUCAUUAUUUGGAUAACCACUUUGUUCAGCCUCGUCUGGAGAAUUUAUAUUCUAGAAGUCGUUGGAAACAACAAUAUAAGGAGCGGGUAGAAAAUUACUCCUUUGUAGAUAUCCUUGCAGAGAAUCCUGAGGAUCGUUUCUGUCAGGCUUGUGGAAUGCAUCGCUACUGUACCUUUUCAGUGCAUUUAUCAGGAAAAUUGUAUAACACCAGGACUAUGGAAACAGAUGAUUUCAUGUCAGAUGAUAAACAGGUGUUUACUGUUGGCAGAAUUUGUGCUAAUCGUACCACAGUUUAUCAUAAUCUGAAACAUUUUAAAUUCAAACUGUACCAGCAGUGUUGCUACACUGUAAACACUGAAGAAGUUGAGGAUGAACAGGUUAAAGAAUCAGUGGAAAGAAUUUUCAGUCAGUUAAAAGAAAGUGGCUGGAUUAAGGAGAAAUAUAGUGAACUUGAAGAAUAUCUGAAUUCUGCAGAUAACUUUCAAGAUGAGAAGUUUGAAUUGUAAUACAUAUCCUUCCGAGAAGACAAUAAUUUACUGUAAAUGUGAAGAUCAUGAAUCCUGUUUCUCUGAAUCAUGUGACAUAUUUGUAUAUUUUCUGUGUAUCUUCAUGACAAAACAUCCUGUAUCAUUGAAAUUCUCAUUCUAAUAAUGCUUUUAUCUGAUUUAUAAAUAGAAAAAUAAGUUUAAUAAUUUUCAAGUACAUAAAUGUAUUUUAAAGUUGUAGAACAAUGUCUUUAUAAUAUAUCACUAUCAAGUGAAUGACCUAUUCAUGUUCCGUCAGUUUAGUUAUAACUGUAUUGUAUUUUAAAAUAGUCUUAAAAUUUUUUAAAUUUAGACAAACAUCUAUCUGUAUGUAUUGCUGAAGCCCUGCUCAGGUCUGUUUGUUGUCUUUUUGCACAGUUGGGUAUCUUUACCGUUACACUACUAUCAUCUAAUGAAUGGGCCAUGAAGGAAGCUUCAACAUGGCAUUCAUUCAGUCCCCUUGCCUCAGAAUCACAUUAUAGCUUAUCUGUUUCAAGAAAAGAGGUUUUUUUCUUCCUUUUCUUAAGUUUUACUGACAAACAUAUUUUAGGUCUUUAAGAAUCUUUUGGCCUUACAUUCCAGAAUAAUUUUUUUUUUUUUGGACAGGCAGAGUUAGUGAGAGAGAGACAGAGAGAAAGGUCUUCCUUUUUCUGUUGGUUCACCCCCAAAGUAGCUGCUGUGACCGGCGCAUUGCACCGAUCCGAAGCCAGGAGCCAGGAGCUUCCUCCUGGUGUCCCAUACGGAUGCAGGGCCAAGCACUUGGGCCAUCCUCCACUGCCUUCCUGGGCCACAGCAGAGAGCUGGACUGGAAGAGGAGCAACCUAGACAGAAUCUGUCGCCCCAACCUGGACUAGAACCUGGUGUGCUCACACCGCAGGUGGAGGAUUAGCCUAGUGAGCCGCGGUGCCGGCCACAGAAUAAUUUCAUGAUAUGUGUUUUUAUGCUUUAUAAAAUUUUUUUCCUGUCCAACUGGAGAAAAAAGAUUAAAAUAUUUUAUAUAUUUUUUAUCCAUAACUUCUCUGGUAUAAGUAUAUCUAUAAAUUAGGGUAAGCGAUCUCAGAGAAUUUCAGUGAAAAGCACUUUAAAAGCAUAUAUUUUGUUAUCUGCAUUACUUUACACAUUUGAAUUUUCUUAUUUAAUAAAGUAAAAUAGUUGCAAUGUU